AUGAAGACAUCUACCAUCCUUACUGCUCUCGGUGGCAUGCUCGCCUUCAACGCCCAAGUCGUCAAUGCGGGAUGCUACACCACCGGCGACCCUUGGCCAAACAAAGAUCAAGCAGCCCAAUUCGUCUGGGACGCCUGCUACGGUUCUCAGGGCAUGUUCUCUGGACAAUUCAGGCCCAAGCAAACCAAGUCCAUGUGUCCCCGAAGCGGUCAACUUGGCCUUGUUUUUGAAGUUGAAAACCAGUGGGACCAGACGCUUGACCUUAAUAACGACGACUGCUACACGCGCCUCAAGAACGAGAUCUACGGAUGUGACCGCGGCGGAGAGUCAACUGUUUCUAAGUGGCGUUUCCGUGCUGAUCCCGGUAACUGUUAA
Fusarium odoratissimum NRRL 54006 is the source of this 375-nucleotide messenger RNA. RefSeq lists its product as uncharacterized. The transcript has 2 exons. The coding region runs from base 1 to 375 and encodes 124 amino acids. The record is from RefSeq and is a predicted model, not a curated record. Lineage: Eukaryota; Fungi; Ascomycota; Sordariomycetes; Hypocreales; Nectriaceae.